This is a messenger RNA of Rhopalosiphum padi (bird cherry-oat aphid), 3025 nucleotides long. RefSeq lists its product as uncharacterized. The record is from RefSeq and is a predicted model, not a curated record. The transcript is spliced from 2 exons. The coding region runs from base 1 to 1599 and encodes 532 amino acids. NCBI's taxonomy places the organism in Eukaryota, Metazoa, Arthropoda, Insecta, Hemiptera, Aphididae. Gene Ontology annotation, molecular function: zinc ion binding; nucleic acid binding.
AUGCCGGCGUCGUCUUCGGGCGGCGACGACAAUCGUCCGCACGCUCUUAACAAUUCAGUCGGUAAAAUAAAAAAAGCACCAAAUGCUUCCAGACCACACAACACGGAUCAGGAAUGGACCACCAAGACAAGUAAAAAAGCAUCUCAAUCUAAGAAGGUAUCAACUCCAACUAGCCCUAUAUCUCCCACUCUACAGCAGAUUAAAAAUAAUCCACCAGUAUUAAAUAUGCCCAACAAUACAUUCGAUUACGACAUUUCGUUAUCUCAUUCUACUAAUGACACGGCCUCUAAUAAUAUGAAUAUAGAUAUAGAUUUAUCGCAUUCUACAACCGAUCACGCUAAUGUUCCCGUUUCCGCAAAUACAACAUACACCGCUGAUAUUUCAAACACUAAUAUAAAUUACGAUUCCAACGAUAUACAGUCCUUACGUAAUUCCGAACAACUUAAUAAAUUUUUCUCCGCGGAUUAUAACGGUCCGUUCACUACCAUUGCGGAACAUUCAGAUAUCAACCUAAAAAUUGAUCACUGGCACCCAAUCAAAAUCACCUUCAAUACUAAAGUUUCAGCCAACAACUUUCUCACCUCCCCUCUACUCGCAAACAUUGGAUUUACAGCAUAUAUUCCAUCUACGCUUAUCUACUCUUUCGGAAUUAUCAGAGUCGAUAGUUCCCUAACCGAAGAAGAUUUCUGGGAAGGACUUGAUAACACAGUCCGCGCUAUUGCCUUCAAACGCAUUUCAAUCAAAAAGGAUAAUGUCCUAACGCCUACUCGUGUCGUGGAAAUAAAAUUUUUAUCCCCCAAAAUCCCAGAUGCCGUAUCAAUUUACAACGUCAUUUUCAAAAUUUCUCCUAGCGUCCGUUCUCCCAUACAGUGCAAUAACUGUUUGCGAUUUGGCCACACGGCUAAAUUCUGUCGCAGUAAAUCCAAAUGCAGCCACUGUGGCUUAAAUGACCAUUCAUUAACUACUUGCCCUUCAAUCAACGCAACAGAUCCAGUUUGCAUCUUCUGUAAACUCCCCCACCUCUCCACUGACCGGAAUUGCCAAGAGUGGUCAUUCCAAAGGGAUGUUAAGAAAAUUAUGGCUACGGAAAACUUACCCUUCCGCGAAGCAGUCUCUCUCAAGAAAAAUAAUUACUCCUCAAGUGCAUUUAGCUAUUCAAAUAUUGUUAAUAAACAGUCUGUGUUAAAUCCUUCUCAUCAAGUUCCGGAUACCUCCACUAACUCUUUCCCCCCGUUAACCUCUCAAUCACAUUACCACCAUACACCUCAUAGGAAGUAUAACAAUCAUUCUUCUCACUCUAAACAAAAACAAUUUCACGUUCCCAACCAAUCUAAUUUUUCCCUACCAAAUGGGCACUUCAUAGAUUAUGCUAGUAAAAAUCGGUCCCAGGAUCCCAAACCUCCUCAAUUUGAUCUAACCUGGGUCAAUGCCUUCUGCAUCAAACUCUCCGAAUCCUUAUCCAACUCCCCUAGCCUCUCUCCCUUAUCUCCCUCUUCCCUUCAAAACUUAAUUGAAUCAUCCCUUAUGUCUUGUCUCUCAAUUCCAAAAAUCUCCGUUAUUUCUUCUAAUGGUCAAUAUUCUACAAUGGAAUGUUCGUAGUCUUCCUGCAAGACUACCUUCUAUCCAACACCUCGUAUCUUCCUAUAAUUGUUCCAUAAUACUUAUUUCUGAGACUUGGUUACUUCCAUCCCGUAAUUGCUUUAUUCCUCAUUUUAAUUUAUUCAGACAAGAUCGAGUCGAUGGCUACGGGGGCGUCGCAAUUGCCGCCCAUACCUCACUUAAUGUAUCUUUAAUAGAAAUUAAACCCCCCUUAAAACAACUUCUCUUGGAAAAUAAUAUCGAUUUAAUUGGUCUAAAAAUAACAAAUAUUGACGGUUUACCUAAUACAUCAUUCUGGUCCUGCUACAGUCCAAAUGAUUCACCUAUCCCCUUUGAAGUAUGGUACUCUCUCUUCCAACUCACAGAUCACAACUCUUUCUUUACAGGUGACUUUAAUGCCCAUCACCCAGCCUGGGGUUCCACUACGUCCACCAGACGGGGUAACUUAAUCUACGAUGCGUUGAACUCUUCUAAUCUUAAUAUACUUAAUAACGGCUCACCUACGCAUGUAGGCAGACCCAACUCAACCAAUUCGUGUAUUGAUUUAUCCUUAUCCACUCCAAAUUUAUUCUGGCUUUCAACCUGGCGCAUUAUAGACGAUCCUAACGGAAGUGAUCAUUUACCUAUUAUCAUAUCUGUCAAUGUUACAAACCCUAACUCCUUACCAAAUAACAGAUCUACCUUACCCAAUUAUCUCUCCCCCAAUCUCAAAUUUAACCUCAAUAAAGCUGACUGGCCCCUUUUUUCUCAACUCAUCAAUUCCUCUAUCCCUCUUCUCAACACUUACACAUGUCCAUUAAAAGAUUAUGAACAGUUCACUCAUAUGAUCUUAGAUAUUUCUAAGAAAACAAUUCCUAUCAAACGUAAUAACCUUAACAAUUUCCCUCCCUCUCCCCCGUGGUGGAACUCCUCCUGUUCCAAAGCAGUUUCCAACCGCAAAUCCUUAUAUAAAACCUUCAUUCGCUCAGGCUCCGUUCAAGAUUAUCUUACUUAUCGCAAUGCCAGCGCUGCAACCACACGUCUCUUAAAAGAAUCUAAAAGACUAGCUUGGAAACAAUUUUGUACGAACCUCAACCCUUCUUCAUCCAUUCAAUCUACCUGGACCACCGCUAAACGCUUUCGCAAUAGUAUUGUUACUCGCUCUCGUCCUCACAAUGACAGUUGGUUCAAUGAUUUCUGUUGUAAAGUAGCACCAUGUUAUGUCCCUUCAUCUUCUGAAGCCUUACAUAAUUCAAUUUUGCCUGCCUCAAAUACACUUACUAAUCACAUAAUCUCCAUGCCUAUAACCUUAAGUGAGCUAAACGCCGCCAUCGCCUCACGUAAAUCAAUCGCCUCCGGCCCUGACAACAUUUCCCCUGUUAUGCUCAAACACCUUCCUACUAAUGCCGUCGAGUACCUCUUGAAUAUACUCAACAAAAUUCUCCUC